Molecule: messenger RNA, 1640 nt
Organism: Atta colombica
Lineage: Eukaryota; Metazoa; Arthropoda; Insecta; Hymenoptera; Formicidae
Gene: Rpn6
Product: 26S proteasome non-ATPase regulatory subunit 11
Exons: 5
Coding region: 369-1640 (423 amino acids)
Biological process (GO): ubiquitin-dependent protein catabolic process
Cellular component (GO): proteasome regulatory particle, lid subcomplex
Molecular function (GO): structural molecule activity
Source: RefSeq, a predicted model, not a curated record
UACGUAGCAGCAUGACAUGAGUUUUGCGAUGUAUCGGGAAUCUGGCGAAUGUUGGCGAGCGCGGUGAGGAGUGACAAGUUAGAAAGCGCGAGUGGAGGGUAUUGUGAGCGCAAGCAAGCGCAAGUAAACGUAGACGUACGUAAUACAUACUCUUGCGACUCGUGCACGCGAGAGUGAGGUUGCAGCCGCUUUAAAUCGCGCGCAGUGUAGAUCACUACACUAUACUACACACUGUAUAAAUUGUACACACGACGGGACAGGACGAAUCUUCCCCUUGCAGUCGCAUCAGCGAAUACAAGUAUCCAGUAGAUUGCGCCGUUGGAGGAGAUUAACGUUUUUACGCGAGGAAGCGGCACUAAUCGCUCGAGAUGGCCGGUGCGAUGUUAUUCGAGCGGGCUCAGGCUGUUUCGAUGACAAAUCGCAGCGAGGGGAUCUCAUUGCUGAACGAGAUCGUCUCAGACCCAAGUAUCGGCGUCGCCGAAGAUGACGAGGACAAUAUCCGUGUCAAGGAGCAAGGUAUUCUACAUUUGGGCGAGCUCUACAAGAAAGAGGGCAAAGCGAAAGAAUUAGCCGACUUGAUCAAAGCCACCAGACCGUUUCUCAGUCUUAUUAGUAAAGCAAAGGCUGCCAAGCUCGUGCGGUCCUUAGUUGACUUCUUCCUAGAUUUAGAGGCUGGUAUCGGUAUCGAGGUGCAAUUGUGUAAAGAAUGCAUAGAAUGGGCAAAAGAGGAACGCAGAACAUUUUUAAGGCAAUCAUUAGAAGCACGCUUAAUAGCCCUUUAUUUUGACACGGGUAUGUUCAGUGAAGCAUUGCAAUUGGGAUCUGCUCUCCUCAAAGAACUCAAAAAACUUGAUGACAAACAGUUAUUAGUAGAAGUUCAAUUAUUAGAGAGCAAGACAUAUCAUGCAUUGAGUAAUUUAGCAAAAGCAAGGGCAGCGCUUACAAGCGCGAGGACAACUGCCAAUGCGAUUUACUGUCCACCCAAGAUGCAAGCGGCUUUGGAUCUUCAAUCAGGAAUAUUACAUGCUGCAGACGAACGAGAUUUUAAGACUGCUUACUCUUACUUUUACGAAGCUUUCGAAGGGUAUGACAGUGUUGAAAGUCCUAAGGCGCUAACGGCGCUCAAAUAUAUGUUAUUAUCUAAAAUCAUGUUGCGUACACCAGAAGAUGUUCAGGCUAUCAUGUCUGGCAAACUGACUGUAAAAUAUGCGGGAUUGGAUCUAGAUGCGAUGCGGGCAGUAGCCGAAGCUAGUCAUCGACGAUCAUUAGCAGAUUUUCAGAAGGCGGUUAAAGAAUACCGACAAGAAUUGGAAGACGAUGUAAUUGUACGCGCACAUCUUGGUUCUCUCUAUGAUGCUAUGCUGGAACAAAAUUUAUGUCGUUUAGUCGAACCUUACUCACGAGUCCAGGUGAGUCAUAUUGCUUCGUGCAUAUCUCUGCCAUUGGCGCAAGUAGAAAAGAAACUGUCGCAGAUGAUUUUGGACAAGAAGCUACGAGGGGUUCUCGACCAAGGAGAAGGUGUUUUAAUUGUUUUCGAAGAUGCACCACGCGACAAGACCUACGAAAUUGCAUUAGACACGAUACACAGCAUGGGAAAAGUCGUCGAUACACUUUACCAGAAAGCCAAGAAACUCACCUAG